Mollisia scopiformis is the source of this 2405-nucleotide messenger RNA. RefSeq names its product non-hemolytic phospholipase C precursor. Gene Ontology annotation, molecular function: hydrolase activity, acting on ester bonds. NCBI's taxonomy places the organism in Eukaryota, Fungi, Ascomycota, Leotiomycetes, Helotiales, Mollisiaceae. The record is from RefSeq and is a predicted model, not a curated record. Bases 481 to 2379 code for a protein of 632 amino acids. The transcript is spliced from 7 exons.
CAUAUUCAGCCAAUGAUAUCAAUAUCUUCCCUCCCACCAUUGCAGUUGGAUAGAGCUUCAACGAUGCAGAACAUUGGAAUUCGGUGGGGAUCGCUGCAUCCGCCAGCAACGUUACCUAGUGCCAAUAUACUGUAUGAGAAUUUCCAUCGGCUCUCUCGGCUCACCCCUUACAGAAGCCAAGGAAGCCCUUGACGAUUAUUCUUUGAAUUGGAAUUACUUCUACUAGGUAGAGAAGCGUUGAAGCCUAUUAUGGCCUUCUUUUUGAAGUCGUGCUCAAACACAUGAUUCCGCUCCAUGAGCCCUGGAUUGAUAAUUCACAUGGGACGAGCUUUUCGCUGCGAGAUUUGCAGAGAAGAUUGAUUGGAUACCGACUUUGUGGUCUCGAGAUAUAACCUGGUCUUCGUCCCUGAACAACUUCUUUGCUCGGAUACCAGCCGAGACCACUUGCCCGCUGCGAAAAAUCGAGUCGACUUGCACAAGAUGGUGUCACGAAGCUUCACGACUUUGUUGGCCUUGGUUGUAGCGGCCUCUGCUGGCUCUUUGACAGAUAUCAAGCAUGUAGUCCUUUUCAUGCAAGAGAAUCGAGCCUUUGAUCAUUACUUCGGGACUAUGGCAGGUGUCCGCGGAUUCUCUGAUCCCAAUGUUCAGUUUAAUCCUAGCACUGGACUUAACACAUUCCAACAGAAAGUGAAUGAUGGCUUGUCACCAUUAGCCACCUCACUUUUGCCAUUCUACAUCAACUAUCUUGGUGGCAACUGGACAGCUGCUUCACAGUGUGCAAGCGGUGGCAGCAACUCCUGGUUUAACAAUCACCUUGCGCUUAAUGGAGAUCUGAAUGAUCAGUGGGCCUGGGAUAAUACUGCCAUGAGCUGGACCCACUUCAAGAGACAAGAUCUUCCUCUCCACUUUGCUCUUGCCGAAGGAUGGACUUUGGCUGACAUGUAUCAAGAAGGAGUUAUAGCUUCUACUUCGCCAAAUCGUGUGACCUGGAUGAGUGGCUCAAUCAAUUGUCCUGGUGGACCUCAAACUCCUGACCAGGGAGGAAUUGUCACAGAUAACAGUGAAGGGCCAGGCUGUGAAUCCCCGGGACUGAAUUGUGAGCCUUUGUAUUGGCAGACUGUGCCCGAGUUCCACCAGAAUGCAGGAGUAUCAUGGAUGGUUUAUCAGGACGAAGAUAAUUUCGGAGACGACCUAUUGAUUGACUCAUUCUAUCAGUAUCAGAAUGCCCCAGCUGACUCUCCGUUAACGAUGUACGGUGCAUCAUAUCCUGGCUUGGAUAAGUUCUACGCGGAUGCAGCUGCUGGAACUCUUCCUCAAGUAUCAUGGAUUGUUGGACCUGCGGAGCUAAGCGAACAUGCUACGUACGGACCUCAGGAUGGUGCAUGGCUUCAAAGGCAAGUUGUUGAGGCGGUGGUGAAUGGUGCUGCUUACAACGAGACUGUGUUGAUGAUUUCUUAUGAUGAAACUGGAGGCUGGGGUGACCACGUCACCCCUUUCCACUCUCCCAAUGGUACCGCUGGAGAAUGGAUCGAGGAUCCUUAUGGUGCUGUAAACUACACGUAUACUGGCCCAGGCUUCAGAGUUCCUUUAACUAUCAUCUCUCCAUGGACUCGAGGAGGUCAUGUCUUCACGGAACAUGCUGACCAUACUUCUCAAAUCCUGUUCAUGGAGACGUGGCUCGAGGCGCUCGGAUAUGAAGGUGUCCAAACCACAGAAAUUCCUGCUUGGAGACGAGCACAUAUGUCUAACCUCGUCAGCGCUUUUGACUUCGACAACCCGGACUACUCCAUCCCAAGCCUCCCAGUAAUCCCAACACCAUCAACUGACUCUUCAGGAAACUACAACGCGGCAUCAGUCUGCGAAGCUCUAUACGGACACUACGGCCCGUCUAUCCCCUAUGGCCCCGAGAAUGAGGCCCUCGACCCUUCCACCCUCAGCGAAGAAGGCUUCAAGUCUGUUCGUGGCUAUUUAACCGAAGGCCGCUACCUCGUCUUCGAGAUGAACGGCUUCGCACUCACAAACCCUAGUUCUAACGCCACUGAUUUCACCGCCACAACAUCAACUGCUACUCACAGCGAUAUUCAUCACCGAUGGGUAAUUCACGCUACAGGAGGAACGGCCACAGAUGGUGGAGCUGGAGCGGGGACGUUUAAUGUCAGUAGUGCCUUUGACGGGAGGUAUGUGAAGAGUCAUACUGGUCUGGGGAAGGGAACUAGUGGUGCUGAGACGUAUACUAUUGCGGAUUUGGGGAAUGGACAAGGGUAUUCUUUGAUGAAGGAGAAUGGGAAGUAUCUUUCGAUUGAUCAAAGUGGAGUUGUGGAUAUUGUUGGGACGGUGCCUGUUGGGUGGCAGAUUUGGAGUGUUACGUAUCAGAGUUAGAAUCAGGGGUAAGUAGUAAUAAUGAC